This is a messenger RNA of Herpailurus yagouaroundi (jaguarundi), 1592 nucleotides long. It is a transcript of the gene POU2AF2, whose product is annotated as POU class 2 homeobox associating factor 2. Gene Ontology annotation, molecular function: transcription coactivator activity; POU domain binding; sequence-specific DNA binding. Bases 369 to 1232 code for a protein of 287 amino acids. The transcript has 5 exons. Gene Ontology annotation, cellular component: nucleus. Lineage: Eukaryota; Metazoa; Chordata; Mammalia; Carnivora; Felidae. The record is from RefSeq and is a predicted model, not a curated record.
AAGAAAUAGAAAAAGCUGCUGUUGUUCAGAAAACAAAUCGUGCAUUCUUUGCUUCUACAAUAAACUUUUAAGAGAGUUUGUUCCUAGUGGAAAUUCAUUGUUACUAAAUAAAAAUCUUGAGGAAGAAAAAAAUACCUUAUAUAUAAUCCACAUUGGGGAUGCAAAUUGUAGAGAAACAGACACCAAAGGAUUUGCAUUUAAUCAAAUCUAAAGCAAGUCAUUUCAGAAGCAUCACUGACAGGUACAGAAGCCUUUCCCAUCAGGACCAGGCUGACCUUUCCAGAGACUAGGAUCCCUUAUCAAGGAGAACACAUUCACCAGAUAUCCUACAUUGCCGUUAAGAAGGAGAUUCACCAGAACCAUCCAGAAUGGAAAAUGUCACAGGAGACUACAGCAAACGCGUGUAUCAAGGCGUGAGAGUGAAGCACACGGUCAAAGACUUACUGGCGGAAAAACGAUCCAGGCAGACAAGUAACUCAAGAUUUAAUAGCAGAGUCAGCAACUCCCCGUCUCCGUUUGCCCAGAUGCCAGGUUCACCGGUAACGUCAGGUUACUAUGGUGUCAGAAGAUCUUUCCUCUCUGACUCGGAUUUCCACAACACGAAACAGUUUGCAAACGACGUCUGCACCUCACCGGCGAAGCCCUUUCCCUGUGAGACCCCCGCAGGGCAGAGCCACCCGGCCCUCCUGGAUUCCUACUUCCCGGAGCCCUACGCAGACCACCGGCCCCCGCCGGGCCUGACCCCCAGCACCAGCUCUCUGUUCAGCGCCUCGCCCCUGCCGCCGCUCCUGCCUCCACCCUUCCCUGGGGACCCCACGCACUUCGUGCUUAGGGACUCAUGGGAGCAAACGGUGCCCGAUGGUCUCAGCCAGGCAGACCCCGUGCCCGCCGAUACCCCGCAGACCUUCCCGCCCAGCACAGGAUGUCUCUCCCAGCUGGAGUCUGGGACCAGCACUCAGCACAGGAGCUCCAGCUGGGGGGCCCCCCUAGCUGGGGCUCAGUCCUACUCCCUGCAUGCCCUAGAGGAUCUGUAUCAUGUGCCGGGGUACCCCACCCCACCCCCGUAUCCCUUCACCCCUUUCAUGACCAUGUCCAAUGAUCUACCGCACAAGGUGGUGCCCCUCGCCCCAGAGGAGGGGGUAGACGCCCCUUCCCUUCAGGACCCCUCUUCGUGGACCAAAGAAGACGGGAGCAUGGCGUGGGGGUCAUAUGAGUGCCGUAGAGCUUACUGAAGGGAGCGCUGAGGACUUCUGCUGGGCUUUUCUCUGAGUGGGGUUCUGUAUUUCACGGACCAUUUGCAGUGUGGUAGCUUAUUCAUUCAGAACCAGAUUCUCAGAACAGGCCAUCAGGCCGCCCUUUGUCAACAGACCACGGGAUUCAUUUGUAAUCCUCCCUACCACAGCCCCAUGAAAUACAACGUAUGUUAAUUCGGGACAUCAGACCGUGUUCUAGUGAGACACCUGAGAGCGAUGCCUUUUUGGAACUUUAGUAACACCUUACAUUCUGAAUUUCUGUUCUCUUUGAACUGUCAUGUUUAGCGCUCGUAGUUUUCUUAAAUUACAUUAAAAAGUUUAUGCAGAUCGUGAAAUACA